Molecule: messenger RNA, 1779 nt
Organism: Plenodomus lingam JN3
Lineage: Eukaryota; Fungi; Ascomycota; Dothideomycetes; Pleosporales; Leptosphaeriaceae
Source: RefSeq, a predicted model, not a curated record
AUGGCUUUGAGGGGUUGCAGGUCCAAGGACUUGACAGGCUCACUGUCGGACCUUGCAAUUCUUUCGUUCGCAAGCUGUACUCCUAACAGUAUGCGGCUCUUCAUGAUUCUGCGAGCUGCUUUGUCUUUUACACAUCUACAGGCAGGCACUCAAUCGCCAGAGAAGGCUGAGCCAGGCUACCGACUAAUUACUGAUGCAUCGUCUCCAUCACAACACGACCUGAAAAUUCAGCCACCAAAAGUCAAGAUGACACCAUCAACCUUCCAUAAUAUCUUCGACAUCCAUCCCGCAUCCAAAGUCGCCAGCCCACAGCCUACCUACCAAAAAAGCAAGAAUAAGGCACCUGAGAAUGAGCGCGACAUCGGACUUCUUCCCGAUAUUGAACUGAACCACUUUGCCUCUGUUGCACGGCACAAUGAUACCAAAUCAGCUGAUCCAAGUACGCCAGAGCACCAAAACCCAAACGGUGCUCAGACCCCCAAUACGCCUAAUGAGUUGGAGAUGAGUCGUCCACCAACACCACGGAUGGAGGAGGCUGUCAGCCAGAUCAGGACAUGGAACGCUGACCCAAUGACGAAAUGGAGGAUUCUGUGCUGUUGCAUGAUUUACCUUUCCAACGGAAUCAACGACUCAGUGGUUGGUGCCCUAAUUCCCUACAUGGAGUCAUGGUAUCACAUCUCCUACUCAAUCAUGUCACUAGUCUUCGUCGGAAACGCCGCUGGCUUCAUCACUGCUGCCUUCUUCACCAAUACUUUGUUGGGGAAAUUGGGUCGGGCAAAGACUUUGAUUCUCGCAGAGUUGAUUCAGCUUUCUGCAUACGUUAUCCUGGUCUGCACGCCCCCGUACCCGCUGGUAGUAGUCUCUUUCUUCCUUCUAGGCUAUGGAGCAGCUAUCAACCUGGCGCUCAACAACGUCUACUGCGCGCACACCCAUCCACCUAGUGUCAUCCUUGGUCUUGCUCACGGCUCCUAUGGUGUCGGAGGCAUCGUAGCGCCCGUCAUUGGAACAGCGAUUGUUUCUCAAGGCGUACUUUGGUCUCGCUUCUACUUCCUCACUGUCGGGCUUCGUCUGUGUUGUAUUGCUUUCUCCGCAUGGGCCUUUUGGUCCUACAAAGAAGAAUCUGAGCAUACACUCCUCACUACUCUCGAGAUGACGGCUAGUAGGCAGACGGCUGCUGGAGAAGCAGUGUCCAAGUUCAAGGAUCUGAAGCUCGCGCUGAAAAACAGGGUCACCGUCUUUGGAGCGCUCUUCAUCUUUGCGUAUCAAGGGGCUGAAGUCAGCAUUUCAGGCUGGUUCAUCUCGUACCUAAUCAAGUACCGGAAUGGUGAUCCUACAAAGGUCGGAUACGUCACAGCGGGCUUCUGGGGAGGCAUCACACUUGGUCGCUUCGUCCUAACACACGCCGCACCUAGGAUAGGCGAGAAGAAUUUCGUCGUCAUGCUCACACUUGGGACUGUGGUCCUCCAGCUCCUAGCAUGGCUGACGCCCAAUCUCAUCGGCAAUGCGGUGGCCGUCUGCCUGCUGGGCUUGCUGCUUGGACCGGUGUACCCAUGUGCGCAGACCAUUUUCUCGAGACUCAUGCCCCGACACGUCCAGACAACGGCGAUUGGCUUCAUUGGCGGUGCAGGCAGUAGUGGAGGAGCCGUGGCGCCCUUCACCACUGGUAUUCUUGCACAAGCUGCUGGAACCUGGGUGCUGCAUCCCGUGUGUCUUGGGCUGUAUGCAGCCAUGUUGGCCUGCUGGUUUGCACUGCCUAGGCUGCAUAAGAGGAAGGAUUGA